CCUACUCAGGCGCUUAGAAGAGGAAGUCAAGGUUAAUCAAUUUCUUGCCACUGAGAAACAACCAAAAGAAAUAGCCGAAACCAAAAUAUACCUAGAAGAUCUGACAAGAGUUGCGAGUCAUCCUGCUCUCACAUCCACAUAUCUCAAUCAACUCAAUCAAAAAUUUUGUGAGACACAAGAAGAAAUCAGCCAACUGAUUGGAAAGCAUAUGAUUGAAAAUGAUCCAUUUGAUGACAAAGCAAUGAUCUUUCGUCAACAAGCCAAAAUUGUAGCUGAUCGGAAGGCUUUGACAGCUUCAACUCUAGCAGAGACAAGAGCGAAACACCUGGCUGUCUCCAAACAGCUUAAAAACACAAAAGAGAAGCCAACAAAUGAUUGUGAAGAAAUGAACCAUUCACAAAAUGAAAGUGUCGUUACCAUGAACAUAUCUCAAAUUUCAACUGCUGGAGAUGAAUCUCAAAAGGCGAAGAAUUCGGAAGCACAUAGUGCAGUCCUUUUGGAGGAAGUGUCUGCGUUAGUGCAAAGGCUCCAUCAUAAAAUUGACCUCAGUCGAGAUAAACUAUCCCCACUCAUCAAAGAACUCCACUCCCUUCAAGAGAAAGUUCAGGAGCUGAAUAGAUUUCAUGCUGAAAAGCAGGCUCAGUGCGACUCAAUUUCUACAGAUCAAGACGUUCAAACUUUGUGUUUGGAGCAAGAAGCACGUGAUCUGAGGGAAGAAGUUCAAAGAGAGGAAACAAAUUAUCAGAAUCUGAACGCUGCCCUUGACAAUCUUAAAGUUCAAGAAACUCGCUUACACGAGGAAUUGCGUGGCUACAUCACAUCAACAAAUCAUAGCGAUUCAACGAAUGAAGACAGCGUUAAAAGUAUUACAAUUAAACGCCACAGUCAUAGGUAUGUUUAA
Messenger RNA from Rodentolepis nana, 901 nucleotides. The record is from the annotation of a GenBank genome assembly. NCBI's taxonomy places the organism in Eukaryota, Metazoa, Platyhelminthes, Cestoda, Cyclophyllidea, Hymenolepididae.